Pygoscelis adeliae (Adelie penguin) is the source of this 1935-nucleotide messenger RNA. It is a transcript of the gene TEKT1, whose product is annotated as tektin 1. Bases 487 to 1746 code for a protein of 419 amino acids. The transcript has 8 exons. The record is from RefSeq and is a predicted model, not a curated record. Lineage: Eukaryota; Metazoa; Chordata; Aves; Sphenisciformes; Spheniscidae. Gene Ontology annotation, cellular component: nucleus; microtubule cytoskeleton. Gene Ontology annotation, biological process: cilium movement involved in cell motility; cilium assembly.
UCUGUCGCCAUCUUUCUUAAAGGGGGGUUGUGUAUUGAAAGGCUGCAAUAAGGUCUCCCUGGAGCCUUCUCUUCUCCAGGGUGAACAACCCCAACUCUCUCAGGCUUUCUCCAUAGGAGAUUAUUCUGGACACUAGAGGAACACCAGAAUUCAGACCUGUUAUGUCAGUCUGCUUUGCAAUUUCAGCAACGUUGAAAGCAAGCAGUUAACAAUGCUGCAGUAUCAGCUCAGCCUAGAGAAUUCUCCCACUUCAACCCUCUGUCACAGCAGUUCGGGUGGCAGUUUAAUCAUCUGAAGAACAAGACUAUGGUAUUUUUAAAGCAUCUAAUAUGGAACAUAGCAACACAUUUAAUUUAGAACUACUCUCAUUAAUGCUGGUUAUUUAGACUCCUCCACGGAAAAUAUGAUAUUUUUCCAGACUCUGAGGACUUUGGCCACUUCUUCAUAAAUAAUGAACCCAGUUUCUACAUCCAGACCCAGUUUGCCAUGGUUCCACGUUCCAAGAACGGACCUGCAUUAUAUCUAGAAACUUUCCAAAAAACAAUGGCCAGACUGUUGCAAGCUCCACCCAAGUUUCAUCCCUCAGAAUGGGACAUUGCAAACAAGAUGCAGUGUGCCAGUACAGAGUCUCAGAAAUCCAGGUCAGAGCGCAUGAUAGCAGAGAGUCGGAGGCUGCUGGAUGAAACAGAAAAGACAACUCAGAAAACACAAAGUGAUGUCAACAAGAAAAUAGAACAGAGACGGGAAGAAAUAAAAUUCUGGAAGCAAGAAUUAGAAAACAAACUUGAACAAAUUGUUCAUGAGACAGAGGUAUUGUUGACUUUCAAGACUAGGCUGGAGAAAUCUUUGGAGAGCUGCAAAGAGCCACUCGUCAUUGCCCAAAAGUGUCUCCUGAACAGGCAGAGGCGAGCUGGGAUUGACUUGGUGCAUGAUGAAGUGGAACAGGAAUUGGUGAAGGAAGCUGAAGUCCUCCAGGGGGUUAUUGCUUUGCUUGGACGUACAUUGGAACAAACCAAUGAGCAAAUCAGACUAAACCGUUCAGCAAAAUACAACCUGGAAAUGGAUCUGAAGGACAAGUUCACAGCUUUGAUGAUUGAUGAUUACUGUGCUAGCUUGACAAACAACACUCCUGAUAUCAGAUAUGCUGAUAAUGCAGUGAAAAUAGAAGGAAAUUUUGUUAGCCCUGAAGACUGGAUAGAUUUCUCAAACAUAAAUAUUGAAAAUGCUGACAAGCAGAGAAACAAUUCUUUGGCACUGGGGGCACUGAUUGAUGGCAUCCUCUCACAGACAAGGAAUGACAUGCGCAAGCAAUGUGAGAUGGUGAAUGUUGCGUUUAGAAAUAAGGUGAAGGAAGUCAAGGAUGCCAAGCACAAGCUAGAGACACUCCUUGCAAUGGUGAUGGAUGAGACUGCCUCACAGGAGAAGAACAUUGCAGCUUUAAAGAAAGCAAUCGCUGAUAAAGAAGGACCUGUUAAGGUGGCUCAAAACCGCUUGGAAGCAAGAAACCAUCGCCCCAAUGUGGAAUUGUGUUACGACACAGUGCAAUACAGGCUGAUUAGUGAAGUUCAAGAGAUUACAAAAAAUAUGCAAAGAUUAAAGAGCACACUGGCACAGGCUGAGACAGUGCUGAAAGGUCUGAGCCGCCGACAGCUUUCCUUGGAGGAGGAGAUCCAGGUCAAGGAGAAUACCUUGUACAUUGAUGAAGUGCUUUGCAUGCAAAUGAGAGAGUCUGUUUACAGCUUCUGAAGCCAUCAUACUGGGAGAGUGUGUGUGCUCCAAAGAGCCAGCUCCUGCUCAAAUUUUAUUGACAAACCUCUAGAUUUAUUGUUUUGGCUCAAUGCUGUCCUGGUUCUAGUUGUGCAAGGUAAUUAAAACAGACCUAGUACUUACAGCUACCUGUUUCACAGCUAUCUAUACUCUAGAACACCUGAAGAA